Tarenaya hassleriana is the source of this 1431-nucleotide messenger RNA. Its product is annotated as RNA exonuclease 4. Gene Ontology annotation, cellular component: nucleus. Lineage: Eukaryota; Viridiplantae; Streptophyta; Magnoliopsida; Brassicales; Cleomaceae. The transcript has 8 exons. Gene Ontology annotation, molecular function: nucleic acid binding; 3'-5' exonuclease activity. The record is from RefSeq and is a predicted model, not a curated record. Bases 99 to 1205 code for a protein of 368 amino acids. Gene Ontology annotation, biological process: rRNA processing.
CGUGAAUUCUGAGUGCCCAUUCCCCUUCCCCAUCACAGCGGCGAGCGCACUUUUCCUUCCAAAUUUCACUUGUCUCGAGGGAAUCCACGGUCAUCUCCAUGGAGCCUGGUUCGGAUCCUCCCAGUAGCCAGAGGCUUAGAACUGUCCAGUAUUGGUACGCAGGGACUCGAUCCCUGCAUGAUAAUGUUGGGAAUCGGCACAAAUGUGUCGCGUGCUACAAGCAGUUCAAUAGAAAAGAACACCUCGUUGAACACAUGAAGAUUGCUUACCACUCAGUUCAUCAGCCUAGGUGUGGUGUUUGUCUGAAGCACUGUAAAUCAUUGGAGUCUGUUAGGGAACACCUUAAUGGCCCUCUAGCUAAGGGGAACUGUGCCUCCAUUUUCUCUGAACGAGGCUGCAGUCUUUGUCUCAGAGUCUUUGAAGAAGCCAGUGCCUUGGCAGAGCAUAAACAUAAAUGUCGCUUGUCUGCACCUGUUCCAAUUGGAACAACUUGUAUAGGACCUUGGGCAGAUGGUUCUAGAUCACAUAAUAAUUGCUCAACCAGCAGAGGCCCUAAGGCAGUGGCAGUUGACUGCGAAAUGGUUGGUGGCGGAGAUGACGGGUCAAUUGACCUGUGCGCAAGGGUAUGCAUUGUUGAUGAAGAGGAGAAUGUGAUCCUUGACACUUUUGUUCAACCACAAAUCCCCGUUACCAAUUACAGGCACGAGGUAACUGGAUUGACCAAAAAUGAUUUGAAGGAUGGUAUGCCGUUUAGGAAUGUCCAAGAAAAAUUUUUGUCAAUCUUGUAUGACGGACAUUAUGUUCGAAGGCCUCUUCUUGUCGGUCAUGGCUUAAAGUACGAUUUGGAUUGCUUGAGAAUUAGUUAUCCCGGCCACCUGCUGAGAGACACUGCGAAAUACCAGCCAUUGAUGAAAACAAAUAUCAGCAGCCAAUCCCUCAAGUAUCUAACCAAGUCGUAUCUCGGGUACAAAAUUCAAUCAGGGAAACAUUGCCCUUAUGAGGACUGUGUAUCUGCAAUGAGACUGUACAAGAAAAUGCGUGAUCAAGAUCAUCGUUUUGCGGGAAAGCUAGACACAGCGAAGCCUGGAAAUGGGUUGAACUUGUGGAAACAGGGGGACCUAGAGAAGAUGACCCCGGAAGAGCUGUACGAGAUCUCGAGAUCAGAAUACUGGUGCUGGUGCCUGGACAGGGUCAUCGAGCAGUGAAGUCUUAAGCCUGUCCGAGGUGGGAUAAUUUUGAUGGAAAGACAGAAAUGCAGGUGCUAUGAGAGUGUUGGUGUUGGGAUGAUCAUGUUCAUCUUUUGUUGUACGUAGAUCAUCUAUCGGGUAAAUAUCUUAGGUUUUAGAACUCUUCACUCUUUUGUCCGUACCUUUUGAGGAUGCGUCUCAAAGUCUUGGUCUUCUUCUUAUACGAGGUAAGUGUUUCUCCGUA